Molecule: messenger RNA, 426 nt
Organism: Aspergillus melleus
Lineage: Eukaryota; Fungi; Ascomycota; Eurotiomycetes; Eurotiales; Aspergillaceae
Exons: 2
Coding region: 1-426 (141 amino acids)
Source: RefSeq, a predicted model, not a curated record
AUGUCACCAUUGACCCUCAAAACUCGUUCACCUGGUAUGACCCUGCAUCUUCCGCAUAGCAGCGAGAAGUUCAGCAUUUGGUUCAAUGAUAAUCCAGACACAGACAAGUACGCGAAGUUCGCGACUAUUCGUGGUCCUACCGAGCGCCUGGAAGUUGUUCCGGUGGAAUGGACCCCGAGGUAUCAGCGGUCCUGUCGGUCUACUGCUGAGGAGAAGGUGCUUUAUCCGUUGGACUGGACGGUCAGGAUUGGAGGUGUCGCUGAGUUCGAGAUCACUAGUGUUGCAGAGGACCAGGAGAUUGUGGGAAGUAAUGCAUUAGAGACCGCUUAUGAGGGGUUUGUUACCUUCAAGGGGGGCUUUAAUCACCACGACGUUACUGGGUUUGGGCUGAUGGAGAUUGUGUAUGGCUCGUGGGAUUGGCUCUGA